Neolamprologus brichardi is the source of this 642-nucleotide messenger RNA. The record is from RefSeq and is a predicted model, not a curated record. NCBI's taxonomy places the organism in Eukaryota, Metazoa, Chordata, Actinopteri, Cichliformes, Cichlidae.
AUGCGUCUGGUUAACUUUAGAAGAAAAGAGCAUAGUGCUGCACUUUCAGUCUAUGUUAAUGGGGAUCACAAUUUAUUACAAACACUAAACAAAGCAAUAGAGACAAUGGGUGGAAAUGUAAGCAUCUAUGAAGACCACUUCCACUUCAAGUCUCUUCAUUUCCUGCUGAUGGACUCCAUGAGGCUGCUGAAGCCAAAGGAGUGCAAGAACUUUUAUGUUUUUCAAGAUGGUCAAAACCAACCAAAGAAAGGCUCCACAGUGAGAUUUCCAAGUUUCACCUUAGCUUAUUCAGACUAUGAAGAGCUGAAGAGAUUUGAAGAUGUCAAUGAGAAUACUAUUUUAAAUCUCACUUCUUGCUUCUUUGUCAACCUGAAAGACUAUGUGUGCGAUCAAGAACAGGAUGAAAUACUCUUAUCUCCAGCAGAAGUUUUCACUGUGGAACAAGUGAAAACAAAAACUACAUCGGAUGGUGAUGAAUACCUUGAGAUUGAUUUAAGCCACUCAGGACUGAAAAGCUCACACAACUGUUACAUCUUUCCAUGGAGGUCAGGAGGGCAAGAGACUACCACAGCUGUCACAGAGCAAGUCAGUCUUCCAGGAGGGCAGAAAACUACCACAACUGUCACACAGCAAGUCAGGUAA